UACAUAUAAUAAAUCGCAAACAUAACUAAUAAAUCGUAAAAAUACCUUCUUUUGAAGACUCAAGCGAUUCCGGCGAUGCAAUAUGACGGGGGCAUCUGUUCUCGGCACUCCUUUAGAGUCCUUGGCAGGAAUGAAGACUUAUAUAAUUUAAAUGUUAACCAAUGCCUUUCUGCUCAUUUGUUGCUACAGAUUCUACUUGCAAGGAGCAAUAUGACUUGACUUUGUAAGUGAUGGGUUUAUUCAAAGUUUUACUUAUAUACCAGCAUGAAAUUUACAAUGCACAACACGACGUAGUGAUACGGCGUAAAUAUAUCUAAGUCCUUUCGUGAUGUAGGGCACGAUUUGAGCGGAAUGAGGUAACUGCGUUCCAAAUCAAUACUUGGAAAGAGUGUGAACAAGUUUACAAUAUAAUCAGAAACUCAUCAAAAAGGGUAUUAAAAAAUUUAAUGUUUAUCCGAUUGAAAGAUAACUCCCGAGUCUUCAAGUUCUUGUCCUGGCUUCAGUAUUAAAAACAUAUUUUUAGUCUCGAGUAGAUUAAAGAUGAAUUCGUCCCCGGAUGUUAACCACUUACUCUGCGGGUGAAAUUUGGCAGUAAAGGCAAAAUAUCGAAUAUACCAGAACUAAAUGGUCUUUUUUUCUGAAAUUCAGAACCAGAGAAAACAAAGCCUACGACCUUGACGUAGGAUCCGAAAAUACUCCUGUCUACUGUGUAAUGGUCGACACUGGAAUGGGAACAUGUGGUGGAGGUGGAUGGACUCUGGUCAUGAAGAUUGAUGGAACACAGCAAACUUUCCACUACAAUUCCAAUCUCUGGAGCAACAAAGAAGCAUUCAAUAUAGUAGGAGGGGAGACUGGGUUUGACACACUUGAGACCAAGCUACCGACAUAUUGGAACACACCCUUUUCCAAAAUCUGUCUCGGUAUGAAGAUCCCAGGCGAGGAGAGCACGAACUUUAUCACCAUAAACGAGGCCGCUGAUUCGCUGCAAUCAUUGAUUGCUGACGGGCAAUUCCGAGCCACAUCCCUGGGUCGUGACACGUGGAAAACGCUCUUUGGUUCCCAAGGCUCCUUGCAGGACAACUGUAACAGAGAAGGGUUUAAUGCAGAAUGCCACGAACUGGGCGGAACCAAAGCAAGAAUCGGUAUCAUUGGAAACAACGAAAACCACUGCCGCACUUGUGAUUCCAGAAUCGGGUUUGGAACAGGAGGGCGUCAUGACGACUCCAACACUUGUGGCAUUGAAGCAGUCGCUGCACCAGAUAAUGGAGACAGGCACAUCAAGGCCAUGGGAUAUAUCUUAAUUCAGUGACCUCGCAUGCUAGUUAUGAAAUGACGGAUGAUGGUGCAACUAGGGAAAUGCUAGUUUUUUUUUGCUUUUUUGUUUUGUUUUUUUAAUUAACUGAUAUCGCUAACUUGACAUAGCGAUAUCGAUACACAUCGCACAGCAAAAGAAAUUGUUAUUCUACUAUUACGCAAUUACCCCACGUUAAGUCAAGGGAACGCGCAAAAUAUGAGCCCUUAUUGCACCAUAAAGUCAUAUUUUGUUUUGAGAUGUAUUUCAAAAACUAGAAGCCGAAAAACGGGAGAAAAUACGACAUAUACUUUGCAACAGUGGAGUACUAAAUCGAUAAGGUUGUUUGUUUAAAGUGACUAUCCCAAAGAGUCUAAAGCUUACAGUCAAAAGGUCUGCGGGAUCCAGGUAUUCCGUUUUGGAAAAGCCACGUUUCAGUUAAAGUUAAUAUAGAGAUCCACGAUAUGGACAUUAUUUCCGUUCCCAAUUUUCCAUGAAGAAUGGAACGAACAAAGACCAAGGCUUUUAGCUUUGUGGGGCUUUCAAAAGAACUGUUGAUCCAGAUUUGCUCCACAAAGAGUCGUCAUUUACUUAUUUAUUUCUGUUUAAUUUUAAAUUUCUCUUGAAGAUUUCCCACGAGGAAUGGGUUGUUGAUCGAGGUCAUAGAAUAAUCUCUGUUCCAAAUUUAACGAGUUUCGUAAUUAUAAAAGCUUCAUCAGACGAGUGGAUUGGGAACUUUUCGUUUCUGCUGCAAUCUGAGGACGUUUGUAUUUACUCAACCAUUCGGGCAUUACCCAAUGCCCUGAACUCUUUUUUGCUUUUUAAUAACGGCAUCAUGGAAUUUCUUCCCACAAGUCUCAAGAUGCCCGCACGCCUACGUUAAAAGCACUUCAACAGUGGCGUUCGAAAUCAAGUUUGUAGAAAUAUACAAUAAUUAUCGAGCAGUUUAAAAACAAACAAAAAAAAGCCUAAAAAAGCGAUAAAUCAAGUGCUUCUUAGCAGUUACAAACGAAGCUGGCAUUACAAACACAAGUUCCUGGAUUAUACAAAUGUACUUCGCUUUGGGUAUCAUUGUUCUGUCUAUUGUACCAUGGGCGCAUCGUAAUACAAAAUAAGGUUUGACGUGUAAAUGGUACAUGAAAACAUGAAGGAGAGAUAGAGGAUUUAGUUCCGUUAACUUUGUUUCCUUCGUGUGUAUAAGUCACAAGUGAAACAUUAAGGUAGUCACUUGUUGAUAUUGCUUUUAUUUUUUUCCAAGUUUGAGUUUCUCACAAGCUUAGGCGUCUACAUUUGAUCGUUGCUAAUAAUUAUAAAUUUAUAGUUUGUCUUGUGUUGGUCUUGUGAUCUCAGUUUUGUUCUUUGUUUUGUCUAGGUUCGAUCACUAGAUUUUCACAAAAACAUUAAGGCUAGAUUUCAAUUAAGAAUUACUAUUCCACAUCGUUUUCAUUGGCUGAUUGUCAGUUAAGUUGUCUUCGGCCCGCUGGUGUAUCUGGUUUUUGUCCAAGUUAUACCAUUGAGUUCUUUUUAGUUCUACAAUAAAUAAAUUCAAACAUAUUCACAAUUUAGUCAUUUAGCUUAAAAUCUUCGAUCUUGCAUUAACCAGUACAAUUAAUCACUACAAUGAGUAGCAUAAUUAGAGUCAGUAGUAACCGAAGAAGUCGAUAGAAAUGUCAGCGCUUCGAGGAAUAUAAGCUAUUGAAGUCCCCAGCACUAGAGACUAUCGACACCUUUUCUCAAGGGCGAAUUUGCGUUCCCUAUAAUUUUUUAAGACGUGUUGUGUGUUUUUCCUUGUCACUUUACAUGUUUACCUAUGACCUUGUGUUCCACAGAGAGAAUAAGUUGGUUCCUUGCCAGUACAGCUCUCUGAGAAACAAAAUGGGACUUCUUGACUAAUAAUCUACGGAAAGACUAUGUGAUCAAUCUAGGUGAUGAUCAAAAAUCAUAUAAAGUUAUAUGCUAUGCUAACACUUUAUGUUCUUUUAAAAACAAUUCAGCUGAAGAAAAUAAGAUACUCUUGGUUAAGAGCAUAUUCUGAAGGAAGAUGAAUAAAUAUAGAAUGUGAAAUGGACAAUGGUAGAAUAUAGAGUUCUAACACUAAAUAAAGG
Molecule: messenger RNA, 3396 nt
Organism: Orbicella faveolata
Lineage: Eukaryota; Metazoa; Cnidaria; Anthozoa; Scleractinia; Merulinidae
Molecular function (GO): calcium ion binding
Source: RefSeq, a predicted model, not a curated record